Molecule: messenger RNA, 960 nt
Organism: Talaromyces rugulosus
Lineage: Eukaryota; Fungi; Ascomycota; Eurotiomycetes; Eurotiales; Trichocomaceae
Exons: 2
Coding region: 1-960 (319 amino acids)
Biological process (GO): secondary metabolic process
Cellular component (GO): cytosol; cytoplasm
Molecular function (GO): hydrolase activity; carboxy-lyase activity
Source: RefSeq, a predicted model, not a curated record
AUGUCAGAUAUACCAAAGGUUGAUGUCCAUCACCACAUCGUCCCCAAAGAGGUAGCGGGCGUAGGACAUGGCUUAAAGGGCAUGAAACCUCCCCAUUGGGAUUAUCCCAGUGACAAGGUGUUCAGCGAAUCCAUCGGCGUUCGCACUCGUAUCUUCUCGGUCAGCACGCCCGGCGUGAUGCACAUUUCUGAUCCGGAAGAGAGCGCAGCAGCUGCGCGUUCCAUGAACGAGUACUGUGCUUCUUUGCGUGACAAAGACCCUGAAUCAUGUGGCUUUUUUGCAACUGUCCCCUCCCUUGAGCAUAUCGAUCUUGUGCUCCGUGAGAUUCGCUAUGCCUUUGACACACUCCAUGCCGACGGUGUGACAUUGUUUACUCGCUACGGAAAGGGAGAUGGAUACCUGGGACAUGCUGAUUACGUGCCUGUGUGGGAGGAGCUCAAUGCCCGCAAAGCGGUUGUAUUUGUCCAUCCACUGAACAAUAAAAACGGAGAGCUUUUCCACGAAAAGCUUCCCAUGCCUGCCUUCGAUUGGCCCCACGAAACGGGACGUACGGCCAUGGACAUGAUUCUCAACAGGCGCAUGCAUCAAUUUCCCAAUGUCAAGAUUAUCCUGUCACAUGCUGGCGGUACGCUGCCACUGCUGGCCAGACGUGCGACUAUGAUUUCCCUGCCUGAAUUUGGAGGUUCGAUGGCCGCUGAAGACAUCCUGGGCCAGGCAAAGAAAUUUUACUUUGACCUUGCACUUUCUGGGAGCCCAGAGAUCCUUCCACUGAUUUUGGGAUUUGCGGAAAAGGGACAUGUCUUGUUUGGUAGCGACUAUCCGCAUGCGACAGUUCCAUUUAGCAAAAGCUUUACCAAGUUCCUUGACGAAUAUCCACUGGACGAAAACACGAGGAAGGAGGUUUAUUACGGAGCUGCGGAGAAACUAUUUCCUCGCCUGAAAGGAUUUUAUGGGGCUUAA